Molecule: messenger RNA, 2709 nt
Organism: Trichobilharzia regenti
Lineage: Eukaryota; Metazoa; Platyhelminthes; Trematoda; Strigeidida; Schistosomatidae
Source: the annotation of a GenBank genome assembly
UAUGAAUCAAUAGUAAGUGAAGAGAAAAAUAAUAAUAAUACAUACAUACAUACUCCACUACCACCACCACUACGACCACUUCUUCAUUCUUUGCCUCCCCCCUCUUCCUCCUUCUCCUUUUUCAUUAUCUUAAUCCACCUAUCACAGCUGGUUUCGUUAUUCGAAUGAAUAAACGGAAAGAGAAAUUGAAAGGCUUAUUUAUACUCCGAUAUCGCCUUUCCCUUGUAAACGUUGGAUAUUUUAACUCUGAUCAGUGAGAUUUAUAAUAAAUUCUCUUUUCAUGGAAUUACUCGAAUUAUUUUGGACAUUAUAUCAUCACAUCGCUGUUGUUAUAAAUUGAAUCUUGAGCAUUGAAUGUUGAGCAUUGAUUGAAUCCUGCAGUUGUAUAUCUCUGUGAAUAUCGCUUGAUAUGUCAAUAAAUCGUCUGAUGAAAAAUUCGAAUUUUAUAUUAUGUUCAACUGUUGAAUGGUGAAUAAUCAAGUCAAAAUAAAACAUGGCACUAUCGUCUAUUGGGGAAGGUUACCUUUUUGUCUCAUUCACCAUUCUCGUCUGGAUCUCAGUAAUUUCUGGAGCAUUCUACCAUGAACAAGUGAUACCAUCGUCGGAGAAGCGUUUAAUUAAACAAUUGAUCGGUAAUUAUGAAAAAGCUGGAAAAAUUGGACGUCCAGUGAAAAAUACAAAAGAUCGUGUUGUUGUCGGUUAUGGCUUAUCACUGUUUCAGCUAUUGGAUUUAGACGAGAAGAAUCAAAUUUUAACGAUAAAUGUUUGGUCAAAAUACACGUGGACUGAUCAACUUCUACGCUGGGAUCCAGCCAAUUAUUCAAAUAUCCGUGAGGUACGCAUACCACCGAGUGGUAUCUGGACGCCAGAUAUAGUGCUAUAUAACUAUGCUGAUGAACGCUUAAAAGAGAAACGUGAUGUUAUGCUAAACGUUGACUAUAUGGGCCGGGUAUACUGGAGUCCACCAGCAAUAUUCAAAUCAAAUUGUCCAAUUAAUAUAAAGAAUUUCCCAUUCGAUUACCAACAUUGUUUUUUAAAAUUUGCCUCAUGGACAUAUAACAGUGAACAGUUGGAUUUACAAUUCUUAGACAAUCGUACAGAAGUUGAUAUUGAUCAGUAUACGUCGAGUAAUGAAUGGUCACUUGUUGCUAGACCAGCUUAUCGAUUUGUCAUGUUAUCAGAAGAAUGCGGAAAAGAGAUACCAGAUCUAACAUUUUUCUUGUUCUUGAAACGUAAUCCUGCCUUCUAUGGAUACUUGUUAGUGUUUCCAUGUGUUUUGUUGAGCGUGAUCACAACAGUGAUAUUUUGGCUGCCACCGCAAAUCCCAGCUAAGAUGAUUUUAAGCAUGAACAUAUUUGUGGCAUUCUCUUUGUUGUUAAAAAUACUUGCUAAUUCUACGCCAUCUGCGUCAACUAUCGUGCCCUACUUGGGUUACUUUUACUGCUUAAAUAUGACACUGCUGAGUCUAUCGACAUUUGCAUCAACAGUUGUUGUGCACUUACACUUUCAACGUGUUAAAUCUAAGCACGUACCACACUGGCUGGUUAAGGUGGUAAGAUUCUUCGCUACACUCUUACACGUUUCAAAACUUGAACCGUCAAUCAACGAUACCAAUGACAAACUGAGUGUUGUUGAAGCAAAAAUAAAAUCGUCUAAAAUGCUGAGGCGAUCCAGCAUAUCAGAUAAUCUCCUUGAUACACGAUCAUCCCAGCGUCAAAUGUUACCGACACCACCAAUGAAAUCUGAUUUGUUAUAUCCUAGUGAUAUGACUUUAACACCGGAGAAGUAUUUAUUAUUUCAAGGCAAUGAAUUGUCUCCGAUGCAAAAAUAUCAACUGUUAAUGCAACAAGAUGGAAUGCAUACAACAUCAGCCUACUCGCUGGGUAUGGAUGGUGGUUAUUCACUGACUCGAAUAAAUCAGCAACAACAACAACAACAGCCACAACAUUAUCCUCAUUACCCACAAAAACAACAAUCAAUCAUCCCACACCCUGAUUAUCCCAUCAGUUCAACUAAUGAAUUUCAAGAAUUCAAGUUAGACGCAUUAAAGAUAACAAAUGGUGGCAAUGAUAGCAAAAUUGUGAAGAAAUGCACACAAUUAAAACGAUAUGCAAGAAGGCCAACAAUUCAGCUAGAGUUCAACUUAUCCGAUCUAUGCAAUGCACUGAAACAAGUUAUACUUAAAAUAUCGAAAAAGGAUGAAAUUGCUCAAAGGGAUAGAGAAUGGCGAUUGGUGUUGAUGACAAUCGAUAGAUUGUUCUGUUGGUUCUAUUCUAUUGUUGUUAUUGUCGCUGGUAUCUAUCUACUCUUUCCACGAGGUAGAUCGCAUACAGUUCAAGAGAUUAUAGCAAUGCAUCAAUCAAAGUAUGAUAGGCGGAAUCAUGGUAUUGCUGAAAAAUGCAUGAAGAUGGGUUAUUCAAAAACAUUCUGACACCUUUUAAAAACUACUAGUGAAUACUGAUCAUACUAUUGAUUUCCUAUUGGUUUAGUCUUCGCAUUAUUUUUAGUUCGUAAAAAUAAUAAUCCUUAUUAUUAUAUCAUCAUUUAUCUUUACAGUUGAGAGUGAAAGCGUAAACAUUAUCCAUUGAUGAAAAUAAUUUAUUUUAAAAGUUUGCAUACUUUUCAUUCUGAUUACAUACACAUUUGUUCUUCCUCAUUCUUAUUCUCCUGGUUUCUGUUUGUUUAAUAAAAUGAUUGAAAAUUAGUUAA